AUGAUCUCAAAAACAGAAGAGCCCAAGUGGCAGCCCCUGUCCAUUGCAAUCAUCGGUGGUGGUAUCGGUGGUCUGGCGGCGGGCAUUUCCCUUCGUCGCAGCGGACACACUGUCACAAUCUACGAGCGUGCCGACUUCGUAGGAGAGGUUGGCGCCUCCAUCUCAUGCGCAGCUAAUGGCACUCGCUGGCUUCAUGAAUGGGGCGUCAAUGUCGAGAUGGGAGACCCCGUUAUCCUGCGCAAGCUGAUUAACAGAGACUGGAACACCGGCGAAGCCAUGAACGUUUAUGACCUGGCAGAUUAUGAGGAGAAAUGGGGUCAUGUUUACAAUAUGUUCCACCGCCAGUACAUGCAUGCCAUGUUGAUGGAGAGCGCUGUUAGCGAGAAAGGCGAAGGAACGCCUGUGAAGAUUGUGGUUAACCACAAGUGCACUGAUAUUGAUGUUGAGUCGGGCCUCGUAACCUUUGAAAACAAGGAUACCGCUCAACACGACGUGGUUAUUGGCGCUGAUGGUAUUGGCUCAGCGGUCCGUGGUAUUAUUGGCAUUCACCCAGAAAAGACACCAUCCUCUUCUAGCUGUCUGCACACCAACGUCACCACCGAGGAGGCCGUUGCCCUUGGACUUGUCGAUUACUCCCAGAACAGCGCCAUUGAAUACUGGGGCGGACACGGUACACCCAAUAAGAUUGUUUUGUCUCCUUGCAAUGGAGGCAAGCUUCUUUCUUACUAUUGCUUCUUCCCAAGAGAAAAGGGUGACUACGCGACCCAGAAGUGGGACGCGGAAUCCACUGUGGAAGAAUUACUGGCACCCUACCCAGACUUGGACCGCAAUGUAUUCAAGCAUUUGAGUAUUGGAAAGGAUAUUCGCCCAUGGCGAUUGUGGGUACACAAGCCUUAUGAAUGGUGGCAGAAGGGAGUCGCUUGUGUCAUGGGAGAUGCCGCGCACCCGAUGAUGCCGGAUCAAAGUCAAGGGGCUUGUAUGGCUAUUGAAGACGCAGCAUGCCUUGGCCUCGUAUUUAGCAAGGACCAUUUCCGAGGCGAUAUUCGUCAGGCUUUGGAAGUAUACGAACAGACUCGCAAGCCGCGAGCAACCAGAGUCCAGGCAGCCUCCCAGCGAGCUAGGGAAAACAUCUAUGAACGAAAAUUCUACAAACCAGGGAAUUCUGACUGUGAUCAAAAUGGGCGAACAGGAUUCUCGGACAAUACCAACAAUGCGAGAUAUAAGGUCCAAGAUGAGAGCAACAAGCUGACCAUUGAAGAGAUGAAUGGGUAA
Talaromyces atroroseus is the source of this 1272-nucleotide messenger RNA. RefSeq lists its product as hypothetical. Gene Ontology annotation, molecular function: monooxygenase activity; FAD binding. The coding region runs from base 1 to 1272 and encodes 423 amino acids. NCBI's taxonomy places the organism in Eukaryota, Fungi, Ascomycota, Eurotiomycetes, Eurotiales, Trichocomaceae. The transcript is spliced from 5 exons. The record is from RefSeq and is a predicted model, not a curated record.